AAUAUUUCACUACAAGAGAAAGAAAUUUAUAUUGCUAAAGCAAAAGAUAGCAAGAUUAAAGCUCAAGGAAAUAAAAAAACUACAAUUGGAGAAGAUUUGUUUGAAAUGGAAUUAAAUGCAAAAAAGGAACAAGAAUUCCAACAAAAUAUGCUGGAAUACAUAAACUCUGUCAUAUCUAUGGGUUUAUUACAUAAUAAUUUACAUAAAUUAAAAUUUAUAUUUAUACAUGUAAAUUGGUUUUACAAGAAGGAAAUAGGAAUUAAUAAAUGUGAAUUUUGUCCAGCAGAAUUUGCAGUUGCACAAUUUAGUCUUAAAAAUGGUAUUGAGAAUAUUUAUCAUGAAGUGUUAAAAAUGAAAAUACCAUUAGGAUGGAAAAGAGAUGCGAUUGAAAUUAGUCAACAAACACAUCAAAUCCCUAUAGAAUUAAAAGAGGGACAAAGUGAUUUUUCAUAUAUGUUUAAUGAGUUAAUUAAAUUUUUAGAAACAAAUAAGACUGGAAAUAUUCCUCCAUUAUUCACUACAAAAAAUUUAAUUCCUGUUGUAGAAUCACUAUUAAUAAAAAUGGUUGAAGUUAAUAAUGGAUCAGUUAAUGACUUUUUAAUCUAUUCGAUAGAAGCUCUAUUUGGAGCAUUGCGAAAUGCUGCUGUGCAAAAAGUAGACAAUCGUACUAUUCCUCUUAUUGUUGCUGAAAAUGAAUUUUCAAAAGAUUUUUUAUGCAAUAUACGUGGCUUUGAGUGUGAUUUUCAUAAAAUUAUAGAUAUAUCUCAAUACUGUAGUAAAUCUAUAGUAAAAAGAUGGGGUUUCACAAUAUGUGAUUAUUGUUGUCAAUAUCUGAAUAUAGAAUUGAUUGAAGGUGUGCAUUGUCCAAAAGAAACAUCAUUUCUACGAUCUACUGAUCAAGAUACAAGUAUACAAGAAAUUACUAAUAUUGACAUUCAUAUAAAACAUUUGAACAUCAGUGACAAGAUAUCUGAAGAAUAUAGGAACAAUACAUCUAAACAAAAUUACGAUAACAAUCAACGACAAUGUAAUGAAUAUAAACCAUUAGACAUAAUUGAUCAUUGUAAAGCUAGUACAUCUACUUCGCAUAAUUUAGCAUUAAAUAUGUCAACACAUCUAAUGCGAACACCAAAUACAAUACCUCAAACUCUUAUUGGAGUGCAAGAAAAUAUUGAUCCAUGUGUUGAUUUCCCACCAAUUGGAGGAAGAGGUAUAAAUUAUAAAAAAAAAAUUAUAAAUAUCAAACUACCGUUGGGAAAAGGUAAAAAUUUAUUAAAUAUGAAUUUAUUAUAUUUGAAUGUUUUAUUAAAAAUAUGUUCUUAA
Messenger RNA from Apis florea (little honeybee), 1323 nucleotides. RefSeq names its product protein maelstrom 2. NCBI's taxonomy places the organism in Eukaryota, Metazoa, Arthropoda, Insecta, Hymenoptera, Apidae. Gene Ontology annotation, molecular function: sequence-specific DNA binding. Gene Ontology annotation, cellular component: P granule; nucleus. Gene Ontology annotation, biological process: male meiotic nuclear division; spermatogenesis; piRNA processing. The record is from RefSeq and is a predicted model, not a curated record.